This is a messenger RNA of Paramacrobiotus metropolitanus, 1375 nucleotides long. RefSeq lists its product as uncharacterized. The coding region runs from base 134 to 1375 and encodes 413 amino acids. The record is from RefSeq and is a predicted model, not a curated record. Lineage: Eukaryota; Metazoa; Tardigrada; Eutardigrada; Parachela; Macrobiotidae. The transcript has a single exon.
UCGCAGUGCUUUCCUCGAAUCUUUUCCUGACCUCCAGUGCCCGCAGUUGGAAGAACUGCAGUACCUUGGCGCUCCACUCCACGAUGCUGCCGUGGCGGGGACGCUAACUACUGCGACAGCUCGAAUUGCGAAAAUGAUACAGCGACUUAAAGUGUUACCGGCUCAUCACGCGCUUUAUUUAUUAAAAUGCAGCAUGGGGCCGGUAAGAAUGACUUACCAGCUACGCACUGCUCGUUGUUAUCUACAGAGAGGCCUGCUGACCAAAUUCGACAGUAUGAUUCGUGAAUGCCUUUGUGCAAUCACCAACGUAAACCUCACCGACAUGAACUGGACUCAGGCAUCACUUCCGGCUGCAAAUGGUGGCCUCGGAAUCCGGAGUCUUGAGAAGCUUGCCCUUCCGGCCUUUCUGGCCUCGGCUUACUCAGUGACCCAAUUGGCAUCCGAUAUUUCCGAUUUCGACCCGGAGGUGUACUGCGGUGACGCCGAAGCCGAGUGGCAGCGUGUGACGGAAGCUAACCUUCCAGCUGUAGAAGCCCGAAAAUAUCAGAAAGUGUGGGAUGAACCAGUUAUCCAGACCUCCGUAAAGACGCUAACCGAAAUUGCCCAGUCUGAUAUUUCCAGCCAGGCGCGGCUUUUAGGUAUUAGCACGAAGGACAACGGGGCAUGGCUGGAUGCUCUACCAGCUCCAUCUCCGGGUAAUCUUUUAAACGAUUCUGCACUACGGAUUGCUGUUGGCUUGCGCUUGGGAGCACCGAUUGUAACUCCGCACAGAUGCAUCUGCAAUGAAUGGGUGGACGAUCGAGGAUACCAUGGCUUGAGCUGCAAAAAAAUUCGAGCCCGAAAGUCUAGACAUAGCAGCUUAAACGCCACGCUUAAACGAGCCUUCGCCUCAGCCACUAUUGAGACUGAACUGGAGCCCUUGGGAAUUUCACCGACCAACGGCCUACGCCCUGACGGUGUCACCUUAGUGCCAUGGGAACGAGGCAAAAUGUGGACAUGGGAUGUGACUUGUGUGUGCACGAUGGCCCUCUCCCAUAUUGCAGCAACAUCCACCCAAGCUGGCGCAGCAGCGGCACAGGCCGAACGGAAGAAAACCGCGAAGUACCAGAACAUCGCCCAGGACUACCUGUUCCGUGCAGUGGGCGUGGAGACAGUAGGACCACUCGGACCGGAAGCCUCUCGGCUGAUCAGUGAACUGGGCAAGAUGAUAUGGCAGGAAACAGGCGAGAUACGUGCAACUGAGUAUCUGCGCCAGAGGUUCAGCAUCGAAAUCCAGCGUGGAAACGCCGCAUCCGUCCUGGGAACGGCACCAGCUUCGGCUGAUUUAGAUCAAAUGUUCUCAGUGAUUCGGGCGCCUGUUUCCGCUGUCUGUUGA